This is a messenger RNA of Cokeromyces recurvatus, 849 nucleotides long. Its product is annotated as ribulose-phosphate 3-epimerase. NCBI's taxonomy places the organism in Eukaryota, Fungi, Mucoromycota, Mucoromycetes, Mucorales, Mucoraceae. Bases 84 to 761 code for a protein of 225 amino acids. Gene Ontology annotation, cellular component: cytosol. The transcript is spliced from 4 exons. Gene Ontology annotation, molecular function: metal ion binding; D-ribulose-phosphate 3-epimerase activity. Gene Ontology annotation, biological process: pentose-phosphate shunt; carbohydrate metabolic process; pentose-phosphate shunt, non-oxidative branch. The record is from RefSeq and is a predicted model, not a curated record.
AAAAAAAAAAACACGCACACACACUUUUUUUUUUACCACAAUCUAAAUAAAUAUUCAUAUACAAAUAUUAUAUUAGUUUUAAUAUGCCUGUUGCUAAGAUUUCACCUUCUAUGCUUUCUUGUGACUUUGCCAAUUUGGCUUGUGAAGCUAAGCGUAUGAGUAAGAAUGGUGCUGAUUGGCUUCAUCUUGAUGUCAUGGAUGGUCAUUUUGUUCCUAAUCUUACUAUGGGUGCACCCAUCAUUUCUGCCAUUCGUCCUCAUACAGAGGCGUAUUUCGAUUGUCAUAUGAUGGUCUCUAACCCUUCACAAUGGGUGAAUGAUAUUGCUAAAGCAGGUGGCCAAAUGUAUACUUUUCAUAUUGAAGCCACUCAAGACCCUAUUGGACUUAUUAAGCAAAUCCAUGAAGCAGGUAUGCAAGCAGGUGUUGCGAUUAAACCUGGUACUCCAAUUGAAGCUGUUGUUGGUGAAGUUGCUGAACUCUGUGAUAUGAUUUUGGUCAUGACUGUUGAACCUGGUUUUGGUGGUCAACGUUUCAUGGCUCAAUGCAUGCCCAAGGUGGAAGCAUUACGCCGUAUGUAUCCUAAACUGGAUAUUGAAGUGGAUGGAGGUCUUUCGCUCGAGACCAUUGAUGCCUCAGCUGAUGCUGGUGCCAAUGUGAUCGUUGCAGGUACUGGUAUAUUUAAGGCCGAAAAACCUGAUGAAGUAAUUGCUGUUUUUAAAGAAAAGGUCAAUAAGGCACAACAAACAAAAUUUGCUGCAUAAACAAUUUUUUUUUGAAGUCCUUAUACAUGUAUCAAAAUAUUAUCUUUUUUUUUGAGAGAGAGAGAGAAAGAAAGAAAGAAAGAAAGAG